Eleginops maclovinus (Patagonian blennie) is the source of this 2171-nucleotide messenger RNA. RefSeq names its product Bardet-Biedl syndrome 12 (gene bbs12). Gene Ontology annotation, molecular function: ATP binding. The transcript is spliced from 2 exons. Gene Ontology annotation, biological process: chaperone-mediated protein complex assembly; photoreceptor cell maintenance. The record is from RefSeq and is a predicted model, not a curated record. NCBI's taxonomy places the organism in Eukaryota, Metazoa, Chordata, Actinopteri, Perciformes, Eleginopidae. The coding region runs from base 105 to 2033 and encodes 642 amino acids.
CAGGAAACCGUACGCAUGCGCAGUGCUUAAUCUUUUCGGCCCGAGUAGCUGGACAGUGGGAACAGACAUAACUAUCCUGUCAUUAAAUUAAGACUACUCAAGUAAUGCUGGGAAGUACCAUUAUAAACCACCGACAACAUGUUGGACUGCAGAAGCUCAAAGCGUUGGCAGGAAUCACGCACUCCUCUUUGGGCCCCAAUAAAAAGUACAAGUUCAUCCAGGAUGAAGCGAGUGGGGAGUCAGCUCUUGUGUGCUCCUGUUUUCGCAUCUUGGAGAAUCUGGAGCUGAGCUGCGCGGUGGGUCAGCUGGUUUACGAGACUAUUCAGGCCCACCAGAAGAUCUAUCACACAGGGUCGGGAUGCUUGCUGUUUCUCGCAGGAGCGUGGAGCCGUGCUGCUCUGGAGUGCCUUCAGAGAGGGAUUCCAGUCACUCACAUCAUCUCUACUUUGUCUGAAGGGAUGGAUUUAUGUGUCGAUGUUUGCCGGAAAUGCAGCGUCUCCACUGAGGGUCUUGGUGUUGAGCCAUCAGAGAGCUUCACUGCGAAUUCACACGGAUCAGGACUUCAACUGCCAAAGAAACCCAGCGUGGAGGCUUUACAAACAUCACACAACCUGCAGGGUCUAUCAAAAGUUGGUUUUAAGACUCUAAAUGGCAGUGGACAAAGACAAAUUAAACUUAGCAGACAUUUUUACGAGGCCAGAUCAGAAAUGGUCUCCACAGUAACGCAACCUGAUCAGCCUAAACUCCCUGACAUUGCACAAAUCGCAAAGGGAUUGAGUCACGGUUGUGUUGAGGCGAUGAAAUUAGUAGUAGAAGCCAGCCGAGUACAGUCAAAAAACAGUCAGCAGGAUCUCAGCUAUUCGACAUUUGAUGUUUCUAAAGUGGUGACUUGUAAGCUUCCUGGAUUACCAGAGGAGCAUGCAUGUGUUUUACCAGGCUGCAUUGUUCUUGUAUCUGAGGAACAGGCUUCAGUUGCACAUCACUUCAAAGAACAGCCCUUAAGAGUCGCUCUUAUUAAUGGAGAUUUAUCAGACACCUAUCGUCAUCUUGGCUUUAAAAAGCUAACAGGUGUUCAGUGUGUGAGGGACCAGUUCGAAUUUAAAAGUUCUAGCAAAGACGAAGAGUGGAUGGACAAGAUCGUGGCACUUCUGUUGAACCUUGAAGUGAACCUGAUACUAGUCGGCGGGCUGGUUAGUGAGAAAGUGAUUCAGCGCUGUUAUAGACAUCAUAUACUUGUGGUGGAAAAAGUGAAGGCUUCCGUUUUGAGAGCCUUCGCUAAUGCAACAGGAGCUGUUCCGGUGACAUACGCCACACAGUUGAGUAGACACUGUGUCGGUGCUGGUGUGAAGGCUGCAAUAUGGAGGGACCUCAGUAGCUAUGAUGGGAAGCCUUUAAUUACUGUGAAUAUUUCCACUGUAGAAAACAGCGAGCUGGUCACAGUGAUCCUCACAAGCUGCAUACAUGGCAAGCUGCAGGCCAUGGAGGACCAGUUCUGGGCCUGUGCUUAUCGAUUACACCACAUGCUGGAAGACAAAGUCCUCCUGCCUGGUGCUGGAGUGACAGAAAUGCUUUGUAUUCACCACCUUCAAAGGGAAGCAGAGCACCAUGUCAAGCAUCACAGAGAGAGGAACAGGGACUCAGCAGCUGCUAACCCUUACAGAGCCACAGUGUUGAACCUCAUGGCAGAUGGUUUAACAGAUUACAUAUCAACUGUAAUGGUUAACACCGGAAGGUUCUCAAAAGUCAAAGCCAGGACGGCAGUGAGCCAACAACUGAAAGCCAAUAACAAAAGUAUUGAGGCAAAGUUCUCACAACUUUCCAUGGAAAGUGAACUAGAGGAUGGUGGAGUUUCCUCAAACACAAGGUCCUGUAAAGUACCAGCAGGAAAGAUCUAUGAUAAUCUGAGUGUGAAGCAGGAAGCAUGGAGGAAAGCCCUAGAUCUGGUUUUCCUCGUGUUGCAGACUGAUGCAGAGGUCAUCACAGGCAUUUACCCAACAUCUGAUGAUACACAAGAACACCUAAUGCUGUUAUGAUUUCCUUUGGAAGGAUUACCCUUCCUUCACAACUCUCUCAUUGUGUUUUUGCUCCAAAUUGGGACACAAAUGUUUGUUUGUAAUUUAUUGUUGUACAACUGUUACAAAGAAAAAAUCAAAUAAAGUGUUUCCAAAUUC